AUAUAUCAGUUUUCGUGCGGUUCCAUUUUACUUCAAACUUCCACCAGCGACGUAUCUUAAUAAUAUAUGGAAUUAAAAGACGAUAAGUUAUGAGAAAACAUAAAAAGAUGAUUAAAUUUUCAUUAAUUAUGAUUCUAGUAUUGUUACCUAAGUGUUCAAUGACUGGUGAAAUUGGAAAUAUGAUAUCUUUGAAUUUGAAAUAUAGUGAUCGUUUAUCAAACUUCCGUGAUACUACAAAUGAGAAGCAAUCAGAAAAUAUAACGUCACAGGAAAAUAACUUAAAUGGUAAAGCUGGAGGGGGUUACUACGUAGCGAUAGAUAUUGGUACGCCCCCUCAAAGGUUUAACGUUCUUAUUGAUACUGGGAGCAGUAAUUUUGCAAUUGCGGGAAAGCCUGAAAAUACUUUAUAUAAAUAUUUCAACAGUAAAAAUUCAUCAACGUUUACAAAUAUUGGAAGAGUCGUUGAUGUUAAAUACACUCAAGGCGAGUGGUUAGGUAUUUUGGGAGCAGAUAAAAUAAAUUUACCGAAAGUGAAUGAUGUAAAUUGUACUGCGUACGUUUCGUUGAUAGAAGAAUCAAGUCAAUUUUUCGUUGAGGGAUCAAAUUGGGAAGGUAUACUCGGUUUAGCCUACGCAGAAUUGGCUGUACCUGAUUCAACUGUAACACCAUUUUUUGAUUCGCUAAUAUCCGAAAAUCCUGGUAUUGAUGAUUUAUUUUCGGUGCAUUUGUGUGGAGUAAGAAAAGAUUAUACUACUGCCGGAACUAUGACGAUAGGUGGCAUUGAUAAAUCUUUAUUUAAUGGAGAUAUUCAAUAUGUUCCCAUAAAAAGAAAAGCCUACUAUGAAGUAGUAAUUGGUGAUGUUAAAGUUAAUGGUCAGUCGUUGUCUAUGGAUUGUAAAGAGUAUAAUUUCGAUAAGACGAUAGUAGAUACUGGCACAACUGAUUUAAAACUUCCGAAAAGGGUCUAUAGAGAAGUAAUUUCAAGACUUAAAACAAUUACAUUCCAAGACGAAGAUCUCAGAAGGCAAGUAAGGAGUAGUUUUUGGGAAGGUUUAUCACCGCUUUGUUCAAAUUCUGUUAAAAUAGACGAAGUAUUUCCAAAUUUAGAAAUUGAACUGUUACAAAAUGAUACAUCAACAAUAAGGUUAACUCUUAAACCGCAUAUAUAUAUCGAAAGAAAAGAGGUUAACUUGGGUGAUGUCUGCUAUACAUUUUCAAUAUCAGAAUCAAAGAGAGGAACUGUAUUUGGUGCAGUGGCAAUGGCCGGUUUCUAUACAAUAUUUGAUAGAAAGAAUGAAAGAUUGGGUUUUGCGGCCACAAAUUGCGGUAAUAUUAAAGAUAAUGAAGAUACGGUUACAGGACCGCACAAUUUUACUGGUGAUGCUGAACAAUGUUAUUACAAAAAAGUUACCAAUACGAGAGACAAGAAUUUUAUUAUAGUUGCAUAUGUGUUUGCUGGAUUUGCCAUCGCUGUGUUGAUACUUAUGAUACCUGCAUUUGUUUUAAUUCAUCCUUUAAAGAGAAAAAUAGCAGAAGCUAAAACUUCUUUGAUAAAAUAA
Dimorphilus gyrociliatus is the source of this 1559-nucleotide messenger RNA. The record is from the annotation of a GenBank genome assembly. Lineage: Eukaryota; Metazoa; Annelida; Polychaeta; Dinophilidae.